CGUUGAGCAAAAGCUGGUCCGAAAGCAUUCCCUAAAACGUUACAGUGACGAUACAACCCAAGCCUUUUCUAGUGAUUUUCUCCCCUCCUAAGUUUGUAAAAAAAAUGCAGUGGUUUGUUAGAACGGUGUUCGUACUGGCGCUUACAAGCUCCGUGUUGGCAAGGAAAAGCAAUUACUGGUGGAUGUUCCCUAAUUUUGACGAGAAUGCUUCAAAGAACCGUGACAGUUUGGUGGCAAAUGUAACCCAAGAUGAUCUUCGCAACGGAACAGACGGACAAGCAGCUAACCUAACUACAAUAGUGGAAGAAGCUGACUUCAAUUUACCUACCGACGUCGACAGUAAUGAAGAUUAUCUGGAUAAAAAUGAAGACAUUGGCAGCUCGGUAUUUCCCGUUGAAGAUUUAGAUCGGGAUAACAAAACGCAAACGGUCACAGCAAACGAGAACAUUUAUGACCAGUAUAGCGACGAAGAUAUAGACUGGAUUGUAGAUAAAGAGAACCAAACUGACGCCAAAACAUUUAUGCUUGGGGACACCUUGGAAGCAGAUAACGAAACGAAAAUUGAGCAAGAAAAUCCUUCAAGUCUCGAAAAGCUGGAGAUGGCGGAACUUUAUACUGACCUAAUGAAUGAAGAAGAUGAGGCCGUUCACGUUGAAGGUGAUGCCCAUCCAUCAUCCAAAUUAGAAGAGAUGGAAAGGAAUGACGAACAAAAUGCUUUCAGCGGAGACGGUGAGCUGCAAGAGGAAAAGGCUGAAAUCGAUGAACCUGAGCAAAUCUUUAAAGAGCAAGACAAAGCUGUUCACGAAGAAGGGGAUGUUCAUCCCUCUUCCAAAAUAGAACUAGAGGAGAUGUUAGAGACUGAAGACGUCGAAGAUUUCGAUUUUCCUCCCGACGAAAAGGAUGAACCUGUUCAUGAAAAUGGAGACGCGCAUCCAUCUUCUGAAUUUGAAAUGGACGAGAAUAACGAUAAUACUGAGGAACUUGAAGAUCCAGACUUUGCGGAAGAAAUUAGUUUGUCAGAGGGCGAAGUCAUUCCGGAAGAAAUCAAAUCCUCCAAUGGAACUGAUGAUGACCAAGACCUUAACUCUAACAACAAUGAAGAAAUCAAUAGCACUUCGUCUGAGGAAUCACAAGAAAACCACGAAGAGAAUCCAAUUAAAGAAAAUUCUGAACUUUUGGAAAACGGUACUAGUGACGAUUUAGAUUUAGAGCUUUCAAGAGAAGAUGUGCUGGAGAAAGAUGAGGAAAAGGAAGCUGAGAUCGCACUUAAACAGAUGCAAGACGUUGAAAGAAAUGCACCCAUUGUUGGCGAAGGAGAAAAUAUUGAUGAUGAGGACGAAAUACAACCCGUAAAGAAUAACGAACCGAUUGAUUCAGAUUACGAGGAUGCCACUUUACAUUGGGUAGAUGAAGAACUGCUAAAUAUGGAGAGCUCAGCUGUUGCUAAUAAAAGUUCUUACGACGCUAUAAUUUCAGAAGUAGACGAUACAUCGGCAGGGGUUCCGAUUGCCCCCAUUUUCAAAACUCCGCUAUGCAGUUUUAACACCCGACCAUAUAACUUGACAGUUCUACCUGUGAAUUCCAUAAGUGAAAUGCACGGUACGGAUGUGUCACUUCUUUGCAAAUUAGUACCAUACAACGCAUCAGAAAUGCUGCCAUAUUUCCGCCUAACAUGGCUUUUCGAAAAAGAAGGAUGUCAGAAAGAUGCAUCGGACAAACAUGCCUGUACAACAGUUCUCACAUCCAAAAACUAUGAAUCGUCUAACUCUUCCAAUACAUUAUCGUACGGUUUGACAAAGUUAAACCAUACGAUACACACGGGCCUAUACAUUUGUGAUGCAGAAAUCUACGGGUGCCAGUCUCAAAACCAGAAUGCAACGCAAACCAGCCAAGCUCUCUACCUGACAGUUUACACCAAACCCAAUUAUGGAUUCCACAUUGGUAUUAUCUCUUCGGUCUGUGUUCUUUUGCUGGCAAUUCUGGCUGGGCUGGUGAGUUACGCUCGCCGAGUUCAAAAGCAAUCAAAGAACCGCUAUCAAGAAUUGCUUUCAUCGGCAGAUAUUCAAUAUUAUCCUUCUAAAGUUUUGGAACUUCCCAAUUCUGUUUACAACACUACAACAACAGGAUUCGUAAGGAUGAGCGCCAGUAGCUUUUCGAGUAAAUCAAGCUUUACAAGCAAUGAAGACGCCUGAUUCAGAACUUAAUGGUUUUUAUAUGUUGGCUUAGCCUUAAGCACUCAAUAACCAAAAGCUAAUGGGAAUAGUAAUUAAGAAAUUUACCUUUCAUGGUUAGAAAUUUGUCUUCCAUUUUUCCUCAUACUUUUCCAGGGUUAAAUUUUUUUCAAUGAGCUGGGGAAUGAACUUUCCAUUUUCAGAUUGUGAUUGUAGGAUCCACCAUAAAAUUUUUUCAUGUAUUCUUCAUACACUGGAUAUGCCUGUGACAAAAACAAUUAUAAGCCAACAGAUCAUACAGAAAAA
Daphnia magna is the source of this 2477-nucleotide messenger RNA. Its product is annotated as protein PFC0760c. The record is from RefSeq and is a predicted model, not a curated record. Lineage: Eukaryota; Metazoa; Arthropoda; Branchiopoda; Diplostraca; Daphniidae.